Messenger RNA from Humulus lupulus (European hop), 2431 nucleotides. RefSeq names its product calcium-dependent protein kinase 26-like. Bases 548 to 2095 code for a protein of 515 amino acids. Gene Ontology annotation, molecular function: calcium/calmodulin-dependent protein kinase activity; ATP binding; calmodulin binding. Gene Ontology annotation, biological process: intracellular signal transduction; protein autophosphorylation; peptidyl-serine phosphorylation. The record is from RefSeq and is a predicted model, not a curated record. Gene Ontology annotation, cellular component: nucleus; cytoplasm. NCBI's taxonomy places the organism in Eukaryota, Viridiplantae, Streptophyta, Magnoliopsida, Rosales, Cannabaceae. The transcript has 5 exons.
GUUUUGACUCUGUGACGAGGUUUAUGUUGCCAUUUCAGAAAAAAGAAAAAGAAAAGAGGAAGGUCUUUGGUUUGCUUUAGCGUACUACUAAACGAAGCCGGAGAGAGAGCCCACGAGACAGGAGGAUCUCUGUCUUGGAGGACUCAACUACUGCUCCAAUGGACUCCUUCCUUUCUCUCUUUCUUUUUCUUUCUAAGAUCAGAUCCAUGUGAUAUCCCAGCCAAUGGUUUGGGCUAGUUCUUUGUAAGGUUUGUCAUAUAGUAUACUUUGUCCAGAUACGUGGUAUCUUAUUCUUCACGUUUACCGUCAUUGUCAACUUUGACAACUAACUGUGGAAGAGUCAUGUUUCUUUUAUCCUGAAUUAAGUACGGUUUAUGUGAGUGCGUAUAUAAUCAAAACGAAAACAAUCUAUUGACUAAAAGAAGUUUCAGCUUUCUGUUAAUUUGGGGGGUUGGGUGCCUUCUUAAAAGGCUGAACGGAAUCUUGAAACUAGAAAGCCAGAGGAGGUUGAGAUUCUCAUUCGUGUUUGUUUGGAGAGAAUUUUGGUAUGGCUGUUGCUCUUAGCAACAGCAGCAGUGAACCAUCAUCAACACGGCUGGGCAACUCUUACAAAGUUGCAAGCUUAAAUACAACAGUUUUGGAGGCAAAUCAGAACUCAAAUCUGAAAGAUCAGUACACACUUGGUGAGCAAUUGGGUUGGGGGCAGUUUGGUGUCAUCAGGGCAUGUACUGAUAAGUCAACAGGGGAGGCAUUAGCCUGCAAAUCAAUUGCUAAAGAUAGACUGGUGACCUCAGAUGAUGUUAGGAGCAUCAAGCUUGAAAUUGAGAUUAUGACAAGGCUUUCUGGGCACCCAAAUGUUGUAGAUCUAAAGGCAGUUUACGAAGAGGAAGACUAUGUUCAUUUGGUUAUGGAGCUUUGUGCUGGAGGGGAGCUUUUCCACAAGUUAGAGAAGCAUGGGAGAUUCUCCGAGUGUGAAGCAAGGGUUUUCUUUAGGCAUCUCAUGCAGGUAGUUCUGUAUUGUCAUGAAAAUGGGGUUGUUCACAGAGAUUUGAAGCCUGAGAACAUCCUCCUGGCCACGAAAGCAUCAUCCUCUCCAAUUAAAUUGGCAGAUUUUGGACUUGCUACAUAUAUUAAGCCUGGACAGAAUUUACAUGGUUUAGUUGGGAGUCCAUUUUAUAUAGCUCCAGAGGUACUUGCAGGGGGCUAUAACCAGGCUGCAGAUGUUUGGAGCGCCGGCGUAAUUCUUUACAUUCUACUCAGUGGGAUCCCACCGUUUUGGGGAAAGACUAAGUCACGGAUAUUUGAUGCUGUUAGGCUAGCUGAUCUUAGGUUCCCAUCUAAUCCUUGGGAUCAUAUUUCAGAAUCAGCUACAGAUUUGAUUAAGAGAAUUCUUUGUACAGAUCCUUCUCAAAGGCUUAGUGCUCAGCAGGUUUUAGAUCAUUCAUGGAUGACUACAAAUGAAUCAAAGCCCGAACAACCAAGUCGAUGUGAAAACCAAAGUUGUGGGGCGUGGGAUGAGGGUGGCUGCUCAUUUUCUUCUCCAUUCAUGUCCAGGAAUCAAGACCUCAGUUUUGGCAAUGAAUCACCAAUUAAUUCUGACAACACUCAGUUACCUGCAUUCACAUGCAGAUCAUCUUUUUCUUCGUUCCUAGUGGAACCAUUAACUCCUUGCUUAGCAUCUGGUGGGUUUUCAUUUCGCAGCUGUGGCAAUUCCAUUGGUAUUGGUUCCGAUGUCGCUUCACCUAUUCCGUCAAUGCCAAGCUUUGCAUUCUUCAGCCCCGGUUCUGUUGUUGAGAAAGCAUAUUCUAUGGAAGAGGUAUCAGCCAACACAUCCAGAGUAGAAGCAAUACAUGAAGAGGCAAGCUUGGAAAAGUUGCUAAUGUUGUCUAGACAUCUGGAGAACAACAAGCCAAGUGAAAUCAAAAGAGCAGGGCUACCAUGUUGGUCUAGGGUAGCAGGCAUUCACAGCAAGAGAAACCACACGAUUGGGCUCGGUGAGCAUGAGAAACUUGAUUUGAUAGUGACAGAAUCAGUCAUUCGUUGGUCGUCUUGCACACACUUACCCACUUCUCUUAGAUCAUCCCUUGUCUGUUGAAACUAGACCACAAGAAUUGUGGGACUAAUCUGAUGUGUUGGGUUGUACAAAAUUAGUGGACACCCAUGAGAGCUUCUCUUUCACUGAUGUUUUUCUACUGGUUUUUUGGUCGUGUAUGUAUCAUAUAGUGCCUCUUUCAUGUUUAAGUUCAGCCUAGGUAUUAUGGGGGGUGGUGUUUUUGUCUUUCUGAUUUGUUGACAAGGGUAACAAGAAGCUGUGGCUAGUGUGGGGAAUUUCCUUGUAAAAAUUAGUGUGAUCUUGGCAGUACAAAGUUUUUCUACGGUUCAGUUCCUAAAGAAAUAACAUCAAAUUUUCUUUAAAGAGAAUAUUACUUAA